Messenger RNA from Paramuricea clavata, 1952 nucleotides. Lineage: Eukaryota; Metazoa; Cnidaria; Anthozoa; Malacalcyonacea; Plexauridae. The record is from the annotation of a GenBank genome assembly.
AUGGAUGGAUGGAUGGAGAAGGAAGUACGAAAGAGAAAGAUUGCUGGAGCCGAUAUUCGUUCCCAGAGAACAAUUUCUCGAAGCGCUGACAACAAAGGCUCAGUAAAUACCAUCACAUUGAAAGGUGAGAAGGAUUCCAGCAUGGGUACUAGCACGGGUUUCAGCACCGACAAACUCGAUUCAAGGACUGAGAAUCCAGGUGAAGUAUUAGGUGAGGGCAACCAAUCACCACCACAACCACCACCACCACCACCACAACCAACGUUUCAGCAUUGUUGGUUAUGCAAACAGCCCCACCAGUUGGACACAUGCCAAAUGUUUCUGAGUAUGACCCCUACUGUUCGUCUCACAGAGGUGAGGAAAGCUCAUGCAUCUUACGUGUUUAAAAAUUCAUCGCAACCCAUGUAGAAAAAAGAAAAAGUGCACGUUGUUAAGAGAUGGUGAAGCAUGCAAGUUCAGUCAUCACCCUUGCUCCAUGGAGCGCCAUUUGAGCGAAUGUCCAAUAACAAUGUAUCUGUCAUUGCGGGAGGAAAAAGCGGGCUGCCCCAACCUUGGAAGUCAGUGCAAUAAAUUCUGUAUCUAAACAGAAAUCUAAAGCAAAUAUCCUGUUUGAUGGAGGAGGGGGUCCCAAUCCCAUUUCCCACCUGAAAUUUUGGCAAAAUCCCAGUCCCAGUUGGAUUUUUAUUAGAAAUCCCAGUCCGAGUUAUUGAAAUCCCAGUCAAUAAAAAACCCUUUAUUAAUUGGUAGAAUAAACAGUUUUAAGACCCUUUAAGCCACCGUGUGUGCAAGUGGCGGACACUUUAUGAAAUAUUGGGGGGGGGGACACAGAAAAUUUUUGAAUUUAAAUCCCGGAAAUGGCAUUUGCAGCAUUCUGAGACACGCAUAAUCAGAAUACCCAGAAUUCCGGGCGCCAGAGUAUGCCUGUUCGCAGGUAGUGCUGUGGAUAAUAUAGUUAACAACAAAAAUCAUGACCAUGCAAAGACACCAAAAACGGAUCAAAAUUGUAUUUUAAAAUACUUAAAACGUAGAAAAAUUGGGAAUCGACUCGCAUUACCUGAGAUUGAAAUUUAUUUUAUUGCGCCACAUUUAAACUUUUUAUAAAUUCGUUUUGUAAUCAUUUUUAUAAACAUUAAUUAAGCUGUAAAAAGUAUCAUUUGUAAAUAAGUAUUGAAAAGCCCUGCGGGGAAUACUUCCAAUAAUAAUAAUAAUCCAAUUCCCAUUUUUGAGAACUUCAUUUCCCAUUCCCAGUGGCCGUAUCCCAGUCCCAGCAACCCAAAUCCCAUUUUCCCAGUCUAAAAAUAGAUCAAUCCCAGUUCCCAUUUUACCCUUUCAGGACCCUCUUGAUGGGGGAUCUCAAUUAACUUUUAAUCAGAGAACAAUUUGCCCAAAACCUAGGAUUGCAUGGUGAGAGCAUUGGCGUCCACCCGGCGUAUAAGUAAAGUUGGGGGGACCGAACAGUUGCUGCAAACUAAGAUCUACACUCUCCAGAUUCGUUCCCUCUCCAGAUGGUGGCCCGAAAUCCGUGUUGAAAUUUGAAAGCCGCAGCUAUUCCUCUGAUAAGUGAAAACGUCAGGGCGGUUCGUAUUGAGAAGUAUGCAAAGUUGUUCAAGAUUGACACCAAGCGACUUCACCGGGGUUCUGGGGCAGUAGACAUCCUCAUCGGCAUCGACCAUGCUCCACUUCACGGUGGCAACACGCUAGUCAAUGGAAAUUUUGCUGUGUGGCAAUCCCCCGUAGGGGCGGUAGUUUCUGGAGCCGGUCCCGAUGGUUUAUGUUCAGUAAACCGCAUGCAUCUUGUUCGACUUAAUGACCCAGUUGAUCUAACUUCUUUCUGGUCCACUGAGCAAUUGGGGGUAGAAGUGAACCCUUGCUACACAAAGAGAACACCAGGGGGGAAACUGCUUAGCUCUAUCGAGAAGGAAGCUAGAGGCGAAGAUUAUUCGCGACAGUGA